Messenger RNA from Nasonia vitripennis (jewel wasp), 5485 nucleotides. Its product is annotated as endoplasmic reticulum metallopeptidase 1. NCBI's taxonomy places the organism in Eukaryota, Metazoa, Arthropoda, Insecta, Hymenoptera, Pteromalidae. Gene Ontology annotation, biological process: proteolysis. The record is from RefSeq and is a predicted model, not a curated record. The transcript has 15 exons. Gene Ontology annotation, molecular function: metalloexopeptidase activity. Bases 533 to 3181 code for a protein of 882 amino acids.
GCUACUGCACUCCUAUCAGUUACACACUAGCAGACGAGCACUACUUUACUAAACUAUAAACUAACUAAGCCUGUCAGUGCAAAAUAGCAGAUCUAAACCUCCGCACAAGCAGAACAACCUUUUCCUCGUUCGCCAUCGAGGUAUACAACACAAUAAGGAGAACGGAACUCGCAUAUAUUAUUCGUCACGCUACAAAAGAUUGUGUAAUGUCAUACUAUUAUCAAAGGCGCGCUGCACUAUGCCAUCAGUUUUGAAUUAAAACCGUGUGUACACCUUAUAAUAUCGACCGACAAAAGUGUGCGCCUUCGUGCAAUUUUCUCCUGUUGUCAGUCACACUUCAAGCAGUAGUCAUCACAUUUGCAUCAGGAGUAGAAGAAGUUAUACGUCUAGUCAGAUGCAAGUAUGCAGCAGGAUACGAGCUUUUAUCACUGAAAACUAACAUAAGCGGAUGGGGUUCUUUCUUGUUUACUACUGCUAGAAGUGCCUUUUCCUGUUUAUUUCACUGAUAUCUGCCUUUGAAGAACAAGAAAAAAUGAGUGACGGAGUUAGAUAUCGGCAUCACCUUGCUCAGAGGCCACCUGAAGAGCCUUUUUUCAAAUCAAGGGUGAUACUGAAGCCUAAGAUUGACCCACAAAGUGGAACACAGCAUUUGCUCUUUGCUCUUACUUUUAUUCUGUCAGUUUCGUUGACUGUCAUUGUUUUGGAAAAAAUAUUGCCAGAGCCACAACUUAUCGACACUGAAAGAUUCCAUCCUGAAAGAUUCAUAGCUGAAAGAGCAAGAGCUCAUGUUCACAAUUUAACUUCCCUUGGCCCAAGAGUAGCCGGGAGUUAUGAGAAUGAAGUAUUAGCUGUUAAAUUUUUGACUGAUACUAUAAACAGUAUUAUAAAAGACACAAAUCCAAAUCAUAAAAUUCAAAUGGAUGUGACAAGACACAGUGGCAGCUUUUCUCUUACCUUCCUUGAUGGUAUGACUCAUAUUUACAAAGGAGUACAAAAUGUUAUAGUCAGACUUGGUCCAAACCAACCAUCAAAGCACAGUCUUUUACUCAACUGUCAUUUUGAUAGUUUUGUAGAAAGCCCAGGUGGUUCAGAUGAUGCAGCAGGCUGUGCUGUAAUGUUAGAAGUCCUUAGAGUUAUGUCUCGAAGUACCAAAUAUCUUAGACAUAACAUAAUAUUUCUAUUUAAUGGGGCAGAAGAGAAUAUACUCCAAGCUUCGCAUGGAUUCAUAACACAACAUCCAUGGGCUAAGGAAGUUAGAGCUUUCAUUAACUUGGAAGCCUGUGGAGCUGGUGGACGUGAAUUAUUGUUUCAAGCUGGUCCAGGUAAUCCAUGGAUUCUUGAGGUUUAUUCACAAUCUGUGCCAUAUCCUUAUGCCUCGUCACUAGCACAAGAAAUAUUUCAAAGUGGCAUUGUACCUGGCGAAACGGAUUUUCGCAUAUUUAGAGAUUUCGGCAAAGUUUCUGGGUUAGAUUUUGCUUGGUCAACGAAUGGAUAUGUUUAUCACACAAAAUUUGAUUCUAUUGAUCAAAUACCUCUUGGUUCAUUGCAAAGAACUGGAGAUAAUAUUUUAGCCCUUUCACUUGGUAUAGUGUCUGGGCACUAUCUGGCUGAUGAGAGUCUACAAUCUUCAGAAGGCUCACUUGUAUUCUUCGAUUUUCUUGGUGCAUUUGUCAUACGAUGGCCAGAAUACAUGGCUAAAUUUGUCAAUGUAGCUGGAUUAGGAAUAGGAUUGUAUUCUAUUUAUUUGAAUAUGCACAGUGCAAGAAGAGAAAUUAAAAGAACAACAUACAUUAAGCAAAUUAUGCUAUGUAUCGUGACUGUGAUAUGCUCCUGGAUUAUAUCAAUGAUCUCAGUUACUGUUAUUGCUCUGUUGCUUACUAAACUCGGUAAAGUGAUGAGUUGGUAUGCUCGACCAGCAUGGCUGUUUUUCCUUUAUGUUUGUCCAACUGUCGCUAUUUCUAUGACUUUCUUCCUUUUUAUGGGUGCCCGUCAAAAGAAGGAUGUCAGUUCUUCUUGGAUUCUGUAUCAGUUAUACUUUGACGCUUACAGCGUGUUUUGGAUGUCUGUUUUGUUUCUUUGUGUUUUACUGGACAUUAGAUCUGGUUUCAUACCGUUGCAUUGGGUACUAUUUCUUUCGAUUGGCAAUAUCAUACGUCAAAAUUUCUUCAAUAAGUGGAGAGAUUGGAAAUGGCUAUGUUAUCACAUGGGUACCUUGAGUCUACCUUAUAUACAAUCGUUUUAUUUAUCUAUUGGUGCUCUCUAUCUAUUUAUUCCUUUGAUGGGCCGAGCUGGGGCCAGUAUCAACUCUGAAGUUGUUAUGGCUAAUAUGUUGUCAAUUCUGUUUUGUCUUCUACUCAGUUUUACGAUGCCCAUCGUUGUACUAGUGAAAGAUGCAGGAAGAGUCUUAAGCGUAUUGAUUGGAGUAUUCCUAAUAGCAACCGGUGUUUUAAUUUUAACACCUCUUGGGUUCCCUUACAGUGGAGAUCCUCUUUCUCCAGCUCCAGAAAGAUUCAUGAUUGCGCACACCCAACGUCAGUCGUACAAUUUGGACGGUACCUUACGCCUUUCCAGCACUGGUUACUGGAUAGUUAAUUUAGAUAUGAAUAGCCCUCAUAGUGUAGAAGCUAUGGUUCCUGAAGUAGGUGCUGCAGUAUCAACUGUUGAAGAUUGUAAAAAAGAAUUGUACUGUGGAUUGCCCUAUUUGUUACCAGUUACUACUUUUCUAUGGAAAACGAGUUGGAUCCCAGGACCUGCUCCAUUGAUCACUAUUCCAACUACAUUAGACUUAAUAAGAAAGUCAUCCAGAGGAAACAUGAUUAGUUUUUCAUUUAACAUUACUGGUCCCGAUCACAUUGGAAUCAUGCUAUCUCCUUACAAAGGGUUGCACUUGAAAGGUUGGAAUAUAUUGGACGAGAAACCUUUACAAGGACCUGAUUGGAAUAAUAGAGAGACUUAUUUUGUAUACUAUUCUUGUGUCAAAGAUUGUGAACCUCUUAAUUUUUCUGUGGAUAUAGAAACACCUCGAGAUUACAAAGGUCCAAGCUUGUCCAUCGCUUUAGCCGGCCACUUUUUACAUGGCGAAAAUCAACGUUCAUUAAGAUUUAAAGGAUUUUUAUCUCAAUUUCCAUCAUGGUCUGUAGUAACUCCAUGGACUGCGAGUUAUACAUCAUGGGAAUUUUAAAAAAGUCUUUAUUUAUAUAUUACUAUACAUUUCUAGCAAAUUUAAUUUGCUGAGUAAGAAAAUUGCUUGGUAAACAAGUAAGUUAAGGUUAUAAAUAAAUGAUUUAUAUUCAAAGGUAAAUUUUAUAGGGCGAAGGAUUUACGAAAAAAGCGUAAAACUAUAAAUAAUUUAAAAUCAAUUUAAAUUUUGAAUAUUCUGUUACUAAUAGGUUUACUGUGGUAUUGUUUUUAUACAUUCUUCACUGAACUGUAUAAUGAUAUAAAUAACAAAAAAAUAAUAGGAAUAUUCUAUUGCAAAAAUAAAUGUAAUCCUAGUAUUUUAUAAUAUUGAAAUAAUAUCACAGUGAACCUAAACAAUUUUUCAAAAAGAUCGAAUUUCUAUCAAUUGAAAUAUUUUGUUAUUUUCAUGGUUUGGAUAAAUUGACCGUUACAUGUUUAUAUUAGUAGAAAAUUUAGUGUCCCAUGCAAAAGUAUUGUAUUUUGUCUGUACCAAAAAGAAAAAUACGAUACUUGCACUCGCGUAUAUCGUCAUGAUUAAUCUUCUCUAUAAAAAUAAGUGAUAGAAAAAGUAACACCAAUUAAAUAAUAUAGAUUGAUUUAGCGAUAAUUCAGAUCGAACGUAAUAUCGAUGAGUAAAUGUACAUGAGUGAUACAAUGGACAUUAAUGUUUAUCAGCAACAAAACAGUGCCAUUAUUUUAUAUAGAAGUCGAUUCAAAAUAUAAACAUAAAAAUAGGACGAGCAUUGAAGAUCAUCAUCUAAAUCAAAAUCAACGACAUUCAUACUUUAAAUAAACUUUAAUACUUCAAAAUAUUAUUAAUUACCGAGAGGUAGGAACAUUGAGGUAAUCUAAUAGAUAUGCCAAAGUAUAGCAUAAUAAACGCAGCUAUUUGAUUUUCUUAAAAUAUUGAAGUGUUCAAACCAUUAAAAAUAGAAUGCACAAUAAAUUUUGGACUCCCUUUAAAUAUCUAAAUAAUCAUAAGUACAUAGGGAACCUAAAUUAACACAGUUUGUGUAUUUUGUAUAGUUUCAUUAGUAUAACUAAAAGUAAAUAAUUUGUAUUGUCAAUAUAAUAAUAAUACUGAAUAUUUAAUCUCUUUUCAAUUAGUAUUGAUUAUUUAUAAUCAGUAUGGAGACUCUCUAUGUAUAAUAAGUAAUGAAAAGAAGUCGACUUUAUCCAUAACAGAAAAACCAAAACGUAUACAAUAGGUAGUGAAUAAUUGUUCAUUAACACCUAUAUGCACACAGUUAGUAAUUUGUUUAAAUUUUUCUUUUCUAUUAAUUUUGGGCAAUUGUAUGGAAAUCAUUAAUAACAAUGCAAUUCCAUAAAAAAUAACGAUACCUAUAUAAUGAUAAAUUUAAUUAAGCGAUUCAAGGAGUGAGACUACUGAAAGUGGUUUUUAUAUAUAAUAUAUUACCGAGCAUAAUAAGAAAAGCUUAAUAUAUAGUAAAAUUUUCUAGAAUCAAAUUAAAAGUUAACGUUGAUGAGCUACAUGAAUGGCCUAGAUAACUUUGACUUUUCGAAAUAUUUAUAGAGCGUUAACGAUAAAAUCGCUUUUAAUGCGAAAAGCUUGUGAUAAUUACGUAAAAAAGAAAUAUACAGUGAAAUGCAACAACGUAGGUGCUUUUCUUACAUACAAUUAUUCAAAGAUGCAUUUGAUAACCAUUACAAAUCAUCGAAGCACAACUAGUAAUGUAAUUCAAACAAUUUUAUAAAAUGAACAUCGAUUGUAAUAUUCUAUUUAAUUCUAUAUACUUAAUGUAUAAGUCCUUGAGUUCGCUUUUUAUAACGUAAAAAAUUGUGUGAUUCUGCGAAAAAAAAUUCUUUUUACAAAUUGGACAGAAGAUAAUUUAUAGUAGAUUUUGUUAUGUUGACACCAUGUUUAUUGUGUUUCAGUAUAAGGCUGCUUUUGUACCUUUCUGUACCUGCAAUAGCUCUUGCAAUCCAUGAGUUCGAUAUAAAGGCAUAAUGCAUCUUUUUGCUCACAAACAAUUAUUACCUUUAAAGAACGUUGAAAAUUUGACAGUUUUACUUCGAAAUAUCUAUGAAACGUACACACACGCUUAAGUAGUUGUAAACUGUCAUCUUAGAUUUAAGUUGUGAUUCCUUGUGAUAACACAUAUACGUAAUCAUUUGUUUCAUCACUGUGAAUGUUUUUAUUAUAGUCUAUACGUUAUAUAUUUAUGUUUUUUGUACCUCGAGCUUCUGUUUAAAAUAUUGCGCAUCUAUAAGAUCGUUGAGCAAGUUUCGUUUUUACGGUGUAACGGUUUACGUUGAAUAAAAUUCAUUAGUUGCAUUAAAUCAA